CAUCCAUGGAAUGUGUCCCGGGCUUUUGCAAUGUGGCGGCGAUGGCGGUGUGCUCUUCGCGUUCCUAGGCGGUAGAGGCGGUAGCGGCGCUGCGGCCGCGGCAUAGCGCUCGAAUGCGCCUGCCGCCUUUGUCUUGAGGGAUUCCACUGCAAUCUGGGAAAAUAUUUUGCGUGAGGUGAGGGUUUCUCGAUCGCCAAACAGUGUAGGAGCUCCUAAAUCUCUCACAUCGGUAGCAAGAAUCUAGCUACUGUUCCUUUUGGCCGCUUGCGGAGGAGCUGGACCUAGCGGCAUCGCCCCCGAUGGGGAAAUAGGCCUAGAAUGACAGAUUUUGAGAGCAAAGGAGGCCAUGAACACAUUCGCGGUCGAGGAUUUGAGGCACUGGACACGAAAUCCACUUGGUCUUCUUUCGAUGAAAUAGCUUGGGAUGACUUCGGUGGCGACGAUCACAGCGUGCCAGAGCCUGACGAACGGGUGCCGUCAUUGUGGCUGAGAAGAAAGAAAGACCCAAAGCUCUGGAAGGAGUUAAAAGAGGAAGAACAGCCAUCGAAAAUGGAUGCCGAGGCCACGACCAUGGACGUGGAUAGCUGGGACAGUCUCAACGUAGGGGAGCUUGGGGCCGUUCCAGACAAUCUCACAGGCAUUGGAAACCAUUUGAAGGAGGAGUCACCGGAUGCUUUGCCACUGCUGGAUGGAGGCGUGGCGAUGUGCCUUAACGAGUACAACGAUGGCGACGCCGGGCACUUUGCUUUCUCGGCUGUUCCAAGCGAGGAGGAGAUGACGCUGUUUGGCGGUGAAAGCGACGCUGGAAAAGGAAGUGCUCUACUAAGUUACGCGUGGGAGAACCUCGAGGACAUGGACAAUCUAUUUCAAAGCGAGGAAGCACCAUUUUCUCAAGAUGCGACCGAUGCUUUGCUUCAAUGGCCCGCUUCAUCUUCGUCUCCAGACUCCAACUCUCCGGUGACGAAUGCCAAAGCGGCGUGUGCCAGCCCGGAGUUGAGAGCGAUGAAGGGAAAGUCGCACGACCAGGACAUGAAAAUGGAGUUUAUUCCGUGCGAGAGCUUUGACAAGAACUCGGACGCAUGCGCAAGCAUUGCCGAUGGUGAAAGUGCAGCGACUGAUCUUUCGACUGCCGAGCUAAAGUUUGCAGCUUACGAGGAGCAGCGAGGCGACAUUGACAAGACUCCAGCGGAGGAUUCCAUGGAGCCGCUCUUGUCCCCAAAGGGGAAACAACAGGUCUCUGACACAGACAAGGCUCAUCCAGGAAAGAGACAAGCAUCCAAUAGAAAACGCAGUGAUGAGCGAUCCAGAAAGCAAAUUUACCCGAAGAGACCUGGCAUCAGUUAUGCGAAACAGCAACCUUCAACUCAAUUUUCUUCGUCCCAGCCGUUGCAGCUAAAACCAACUGUAGCUUCAACUCUGCAGGUCUAUCCUCAUGUUACCGGACCGGCAGUGCUGGGAACCAUGCAUCACAGGCCGCAGUACAUUGGCCCAGUCCACCAUUCUUCUUAUAUGAUUCAACCAGCGCAGUCACAGCAUUCGCAAGCCGUUAUGAUGUGCUACGAUCAAGCCGAGCAACAAAGGGUCGGCCAGGAAACAAGGCAGAAACUAGCGCCCCCGCCGCCGCCGUCGUUGUCCGGAACAAACAUGACGCCUCAAGAGAAGAUUGAGAAACUGCGGUGGAAACAAAAGAUGCACCGAUUAGCGUCGGAGCAGCACCAGCAGAUGGCCAAGCAGUGUGGACUUUCCAUGGAUCCGUGUCCGCCACAGCAAGGAGCUCGGAGCGAGACGCCUAUAGAUGCAGACGACAAGGCGAAUGUGAAGUCGGAAGAUGGCGAUGGAGCGCGAGCUACAGUUGUGGACAGCGCAGUUGUCAGUCAGCUUCUCGGCAUAAUGUCUAAGCUGGACGUAGGAACGAGGAUUUGCAUCCGGGAUGCGCUCUAUCGGCUUGCGAGAAGCGCCAUAACUCGUCACACUUCUGAUGGCCCGAGCAGCAGCGAAGGCUCCAAUAACUCGGCGGGCGACAACUCUCUGAGUAGAGCUAUCAGAUAUCCACUGCUGGAAACCGAGACCAAUCCCAUCGACCGGACAAUCGCAAAUCUCCUGUUCCACAAGCGCAGCAGCAGCAACAGUGCCAACAACAGCAACAGUAGCAACAACAGCACUGGCUCCGCAGUGAACAUCCCGUGCCUCCAGGAAAAUCAAGCUCCCUGGACCUGGCAGCAGCAGCAGCACCACCAACAACAGGAAGCUCGAUUAUCUCAGCAACAACAGCAGCAGCAAGAGCUUCCAUCGUCCGAGCUCACAGCACCCGACGAGAAAUCCUUGCGCGAUGAUUGCUCGAGCGAGAUCGCGGAGGAAGCGAGCGAUGGCAGAAAAAAGGGUGCUAAGCCGGGUGGUGACGGUGGCUACGGCCAGAGCGUCAAGAGCCAUAGGAAGCGGGAGGCGAGCAGUAGCGAGUUUUUGUCGAACGAGGAAGGAGAUAGCCCGAGAAUUGGGAGGGGGGCGUGUAGCAGCAGCAGCGAUAGCUCUAGAGGCCAUGGCAAAGCAGCGAAGACGGGGAUUCAAUAGCAUAUAGAGACGAAACGAGCCAAUGUACACACACCACGAGCAAAGGAUCACAUUUAAAAUAUAGAUGCGCAUAAUUUCUUAGAA
Messenger RNA from Selaginella moellendorffii, 2652 nucleotides. Its product is annotated as protein LNK1. Gene Ontology annotation, biological process: circadian rhythm; regulation of DNA-templated transcription. The record is from RefSeq and is a predicted model, not a curated record. The coding region runs from base 319 to 2568 and encodes 749 amino acids. The transcript is spliced from 7 exons. Lineage: Eukaryota; Viridiplantae; Streptophyta; Lycopodiopsida; Selaginellales; Selaginellaceae.